AAAAAAAAAAAAAGAGCCAGGUCCAUUUAAAGUUGCUGCCGGAGAGCUGUUCUCAUUGGUUAGGGGGGAGCUGGAGGAGCGGAGACACACACGGUGCGUGCAGCCCUCGCUGCCGCCGCUGCUGCCGCUGCUGCCGCCGCCGGAGCCGCCGCCGCUGGAGUUGUCUCUGCCGCUUUCCCUGCUGCAGCGGCACAAACGUGACUUCCACCGGUUUGAUUAUUUAUCUUCUCCUCUCGGCCCCUUUCCUUCUCCAAGAUGUAACUACAGCUCUGACACUAAGGACCUGCAGAUCGCUUAGGUGGCUUGAGAAAGAGAAAAGGGGAUAUCAAGGGCGUCGUUUUUUGUGUUUAGGGGGAAAUUUUCCAUUAUAAUGUUUCACUAAAGUGAAUUUUUUUUUGUUUCCUUCGCAUUCGUCUUUUUUUUUUUUUUUUUUUUUUUUUUUUCCCGUCCCCCAUUUCUCGGAUUUAUUGCUAGGAGAAUCACAUUGUGAGGAAAGAAAGUCGGAUUACAAGAUACCACUACAAACAACCCCCUCCCCCCAGGAUUUUUUCGUGGUUUUUUUUUUUUUUUUUUUUUAAAUUGUCGCGGCUUUAAUUCAUGAAGCAAUUGUCCCCUUUUGCAAUCAGAAUUUGGAUACCAGAAUGAGCAAAGAAAGACCCAAGAGGAAUAUAAUUCAAAAGAAAUACGAUGACAGCGAUGGGAUUCCCUGGUCAGAGGAGAGGGUGGUGCGGAAGGUCCUUUAUUUAUCUCUGAAGGAGUUCAAGAACGCACAGAAGCGGCAGCACGGUGAUGGCAUUAGCGGGAGCCUCAAGGCAGUGAACGAUGGAGGAGGACUGGCCCGGUCCUUCACAGGAGCACAGCAGUUGCUGACGUGCCAUGUGGCUGCCGACUCUCCUGCUCUCCUCGCUCCUCGGAAGGGCCGGGCUUCUGCUGAAGGGUGCAGCAGAGGGUAA
Falco peregrinus (peregrine falcon) is the source of this 953-nucleotide messenger RNA. Its product is annotated as protein Jumonji-like. Lineage: Eukaryota; Metazoa; Chordata; Aves; Falconiformes; Falconidae. The transcript has 3 exons. The record is from RefSeq and is a predicted model, not a curated record. The coding region runs from base 642 to 953 and encodes 103 amino acids.